Molecule: messenger RNA, 714 nt
Organism: Penicillium alfredii
Lineage: Eukaryota; Fungi; Ascomycota; Eurotiomycetes; Eurotiales; Aspergillaceae
Product: putative haloalkanoic acid dehalogenase
Exons: 1
Coding region: 1-714 (237 amino acids)
Source: RefSeq, a predicted model, not a curated record
AUGUCUCGACUGUCCGACUACCAACUACUCUGCUUCGAUGUCUACGGCACCUUAAUCGACUGGGAGGGCGGCAUUCUCGCAGCGCUGCAACCGACCCUAGCAAACGCCAACGAGCAAUUCUCCCGCGAGCACCUACUAACGGUGUUCCACGAGCUCGAAAGCAAGCAGCAGCGCCUCACGCCAGACAUGCCAUACUCCCAGCUUCUCGCAACAGUCCACCCACACCUCGCUGAGCGGCUAGGUCUUCCACCACCCAGUGCCGCAGACAACACGCGCUUCGGGGAUUCAGUCGGCAACUGGCCCGCGUUCCCCGACACGGUGGCGGCACUACGGCGUCUCGCCCAGCACUUCAAGCUCGUCGUUCUCUCCAACGUCGACCGCGACUCGUUCGCCAAAUCCAACGCUGGCGGACUACAGGGCAUUCCCUUCGACUUGGUCAUCACGGCCCAGGAUAUCGGCUCGUACAAGCCCGACCCGCGCAACUUUGAGUAUAUGCUGCGGGCCGUGCAGGACACGUUCGGGAUCGAGCCCGAUCGCAUUCUGCAGACGGCCCAGAGCCAGUUCCAUGACCAUCGGACGGCGCGCGAGGUUGGGAUCAAGUCCGUGUGGAUUGAGAGGCCCGGGGCUACGAUGGGCAAUCUGGACGAGCCGAUCUUUGAUUGGCGGUUUGAUACGUUGGGGGAGAUGGCAGAUGCGUUGGAAAAGGAGAAAUGA